This is a messenger RNA of Volvox carteri f. nagariensis, 2763 nucleotides long. RefSeq lists its product as uncharacterized. Bases 1 to 2763 code for a protein of 920 amino acids. The record is from RefSeq and is a predicted model, not a curated record. Lineage: Eukaryota; Viridiplantae; Chlorophyta; Chlorophyceae; Chlamydomonadales; Volvocaceae. The transcript is spliced from 9 exons.
AUGUAUGCCUGGUGGCGGGGGGUGGCGCGGGGCCCGGCGGCGGCGGAGGAAGCGCUCAGAGAGCUCGUGGUUACCGGGCACGUAGCGGGGGGAGGUGGCGGCGGCCCGGGCGGCGACGGAGGAGCAGCUGCCGCGGACAGCAGCGCGCAGCAGGAUCAGCGGCCCCAGCGGCCCCAGCAGCACCCGGCGGAGGAAGCGGCGCUGCUGACGUUGAUGCCGGACGGAGUGCUGCACAAGCGGCCCUUGAGGUUGCAACCGCAAAUUCUAACCACAAACGCCCAUAACCGCAAUUCUAACCGCAAUCACAACCGGAACUGCCUUCAGGGUUACGACGCUUUGGUGGCUCAACUGGCAGCACAGCACGCCGAAUACCACCGGGUGCAGUACAGGCCCGUAACAAGUUGCGGCUACGUGUUGGGGGAGUUCCGGAUGCAGGACGUGGGGGGCCUGGCGGGGCACCCCGCGACGUUCAGGGUCAGUCGCGGCUAUUGCCUGUUUAAGCUCCGAGUUGAUCCUGAGAGCGCCCGGAUUAGUCGGGGGUGGGUACGGCGUCAGAUGACGCAGGAGGAGCGGGACGAGCGCGUCUGGGACCCCGUACACGUCUACCCGGCGGCUUUCCCGCUGGAGCGGCUGCAUCUCACGCGAGGUGGUAAACCUGACCCACGGGUCAUGGAGGAGGCCGCGUGUGCUUGGGUGGCGGCGCAGGCUAAGCCGCGGCGGCCGCCGGAGACCCGGAGUGUCCCGGAGGGGCUUACGCGCGUUGGAGGUACGGCAGGGAGAGCGCGGAUGUCAGGUGGCGAAGCUGAGAGGGCGCCGGCGGCGGCGGCGGCGGUGGCGGCGGCGGUAGGGGGAGAGGGGAAGGAGGCGCCAGGUGGUGUGGUGCGGCAGAUGGCGGAAGCGGGAGGAGCUGCUGUCGGUGGCGGCGGCGGGGGCGGCUCCGACGCGAUGCUGUACGGCACCGGAGACGUUCUCAGCGCCGCGGGUGAGACGCAGGAGGCGCCGUCGUCUGCGAGCUCGCCUCAGGUCAGUGGGACUCCGCCGCCGUCAGUCGAGACGGCGACGAUGGGCGAUGGUGGCGGCGGCGGCGGCGGCGGCGGCCUUCAGAGUCUCCGUACCGGCGGCUAUAUUGAAAGUAUUAGUUCUCCUGAUCAGCCGACAAGUCGCGGCGGGGAAGCUGGAGACCUAUUCAGUAGCAUCCGUCACGGCGGCGGCGGCGGCGGCGGUGCCGUACCGCGGGUUGACGGUGGCCCUUCAGUGUCCCCCCCCGGUGCCGCGGGUACUGCGGAGCCGCCGGAAGUGGACCAGAAGGGAGUUCGGGAAGCGUACGACAGGGUAACGGCGUCGGCGGCGCUGGGGCCGGAUGCCGUAAAAGUCAACACGGUGGACGGUGUAAGCGCCGCCGCCGCCGCUGCCGUACCGACGCCCACAACGAUGGCACAAUCCCGGCUGGUCGAUCGCGUACUCGCCGAUGACUGCAGGUUUCUUGACGCGUACGGCAUCUGGCCGGACCCGGACGAUGAGGAUGGAUCGUCGUACGGCAUACAGUCGUACGCCGGGCGGCGCCCUCAGGCGGUUGCUGGCGUACAGCAGAUCCUGCGACGCAUCCAGGCCCAGCAGCGGCGAUGCGCUCAGGUCGAGCCGCUACUGUACGAUGUGGCGGUUUCGGAGGAUCACAACCUGGCUUUCGUACACUGGGUCAACGUCGUAACGCCCGCGCCUGAGGCGCCUAAACCACCGCCGCCGACACCCCAGCAGCAAAAGCAGCAUUCGACACCGAAUGCCAAAUAUGCGGCGGUCCCGGCGGCCGGCGUGCCAGCGGCGGCAGCGCCUACGACCCGUGGGUCUGAGGGCGGCGGCGAUGGCGGCUCCGGGCUUGCAGUAGCGGCGAGCAGUGCCGCUGCCGCGGCGGCAACGGCCGCGACGGCGGCGGCGCGGGCCGCCACCGCCGCAGCUGACGUUGCGUCGACGGCCGCCUCCGCCGCCAGCGUUGCCGCCAGCAGCGCCAGCACAGCCGCUACCAUCGCUGCCACCGCCGCCACCGCCGCGGCGUUUGCGGCAGGCGCGGAAGAGGCGGAGAGCCGCCUGGCGGCAGCGUCCAAGCAACAGCCAGAAGGGCCGCCAUCGUUGACAGCUACAGCCCAGACCGAACAGGCCCUGGCGGCGCCGCUGCUGACGCAGCAGCAGCAGCAACCUCAAGAGCAGCCAGCGGGUACGGAGCUGAACGCGGCGCAGAUUAGCGGCGUUGCCGUCAACAGCCGCCAGAAGGUGGCGGCAGUGGACGACAACGGCGUAAGCGGCGGCGGCGGUGGUAGCGGGCGACCCAUGGGUCUGCAAGACCUUCGUAUUCCUAUGCCUUCCAUGCCCAACAUGCCGCAGCUUCAGAUCCAAAACCUGGAGGAAGCCUUGACGGCGGCGGCCCAGCGAGUGGCGGGCGCCGCCGGCACCGCCGCCGCUGCUGCGAGCGCCGCCGCAGCCGCCGCUACGGCAGUGAUCAUGGCGGAAAGCGCCGGCGCUGACAGCAGCGACGUCGUCGCCGCCGCCGCUGCCAAGGCGGUAGCGGCGGCGCAGCAGCGCAAGAAGGAUGCAGCUGCAGCCGCAGCUGCUGCGACGGCACCAGCGCCAGCGCCGCCGCCGCCGCCGCCGCCGGUGCCGUACCAGCAGGAGUGCAUGGCGGCGCUGCUGUUCCACGAUGACGGCACUGUAUCUGACAUUUGGAUGUUUCGCGGCCCUUUCCAUUACGAGCGCCGCCUCCUGAAGCCCUAG